AUGGUAGAACUUGGAAAGCUAAUCCUCCAACAUCAUUCUCACUACUCCAUCACAAUCCUCAUCCCUACCACACCUUGGGAAGAUGGAACCACCAUUUCCUCGUACAUCAACAAGAUCAAACUUUCACUCUCCUUCCACUUCCACCACCUUCCCACUCCCAAUCUCUCAAUUUCUCCCAACUCAAAGACCCAAACCCGAGUAGGCAACGCAUUUGAAUUCAUGCGCAGCAACAUCCCCAAUGUCCUCCAUGCCCUCAAAACCAUCUCUCUCACCUCCACAAUACCAUCUCUCAUCACCUCAUCAGUCCAAGACUCAUAUGAUCCCAACAUCCCAACUUACUACUAUUUCACCUCUUGUGCUUCAACUCUUGCUACUUUUCUCUACUUACCUAUUCUCCACACCCAAACAACCAAAAGCUUCAAAGACCUUCCCUCCACUAUCUUCCACAUCCCUGGUUUGCCACCCAUCACGGCCUCUCAUUUGCCCGAACCCAUUCUUGAUAGGGACCACCAGGCCUACCAUGACUUCCUUAACUUUGGCGCUUGCUUACCCAAAUCAAAUGGGAUCAUAGUUAAUACCUUUGAAUCCCUCGAGCCUAGAGCAAUCAAAGCUAUCACCGAUGGUGAUUGUACUAGUCCAAUUCUAACCCCGACAAUUUACUGCGUUGGACCAGUGAUAGCCGAUGCUGAGGAUAGAAUUGGUAAUUCAUCUAAUUCAUUAGAUUGUUUGACAUGGCUGAACACUCAACCCAGUAAAAGCGUAGUGUUCUUGUGCUUUGGAAGCAAAGGAGCACACUCAACAUCGCAGUUGAGAGAAAUCGCUAUUGGGUUAGAGAGAAGUAAUCAAAGAUUCUUGUGGGUUGUGAAGAACCCGCCUCCAAAUACUUUGGAGGAGCCUAAUUUGGAGUUACUACUACCAAAUGGGUUCUUGGAAAGAACAAAAGAGAUGGGUUUGGUGGUGAAGUCAUGGGCACCGCAAGCGUCGGUUCUGAGACAUCAGUCAGUAGGCGGGUUCGUGACGCACUGCGGGUGGAAUUCGGUGGUGGAGGCGGUGAGUGCUGGUGUGCCAAUGGUGGCUUGGCCAUUGUAUGCCGAGCAACGCUUGAAUAGUGUGGUUUUGGUAGAGGAAAUGAAAGUGGGUAUUGCCAUAGCCAUAGAUGAUGAUGGUUGGGUGAGAGGAGAUGAGAUUGAGAGGUGUUUGAGAGAAUUGAUGGGGUCUAGAAAGGGAGAAGAGGUGAGGAAAAGGAGUGAAGAGAUGAGAGUGAUGGCAUCUGAGGCUUGGAUGGUUGGCGGUGGUGGUGGUGGGUCGUCUCUUGCUGCUUUUUCAAACUUGGUGGCUUCAUGGUCGUCCAAUCAUAGCAAAGGAUGAAGGACAUUAAAAAGUCCAAUCAAUGGGUGGCAUUGGUUGAAUGUAUUCAAAACAGGAUAAAUAAUCUUUGUAUUUUUAUUAUUAUUUUUUCAAUUGCGUCAUUUUAAUAUUUAUAAUUUUAAUUAGCUAACGUCAA
This is a messenger RNA of Camellia sinensis, 1504 nucleotides long. RefSeq names its product anthocyanidin 5,3-O-glucosyltransferase. Gene Ontology annotation, molecular function: UDP-glucosyltransferase activity. NCBI's taxonomy places the organism in Eukaryota, Viridiplantae, Streptophyta, Magnoliopsida, Ericales, Theaceae. The record is from RefSeq and is a predicted model, not a curated record.